This is a messenger RNA of Symbiodinium sp. CCMP2592, 1977 nucleotides long. The record is from the annotation of a GenBank genome assembly. Lineage: Eukaryota; Dinophyceae; Suessiales; Symbiodiniaceae.
AUGUUGACUGCACAGUCAUGCUUCAGAAAUCGGAGGCCAGGGAAACUGUUACCCUGCGAUCAGGCAGCACGUUCCUCGGCCAUUCUGGCCUCAAGCCUCAAAUCGAAGAGGCGCUUUAGGCUUACUCUCUUUAAUGCCUCCCUGCCAUGGGUGGGAUCUUUCAUGAAAUGUGGAGGUAUGCGACGGUACCGAUCAGCUGCUAGCAGAAAGCUUUCGCAUCAACGGCGCGCUAGUUGGUUGUCAUGGCGAGCACAACAACACAUGUCACUUCCUGUUGACAGAAUCUGGCUGUUAUAUCAGCUGGCGCAGGCUACACUGCUGAACACAGGCAAGUUUGGCACUUUUCUUGCAACAACAGGGUUUGAGAGGCUCCGUGGACAGUCUCGCCAGCGUGACAUUUUCCCACUGUCACAGCUCUGUGGUCUUGAAUGUAAGCCGCAAACCCUCAAGACUCAAUGUUGGUGCAUCCUGCGUAAGUUUGUCAAUGUGGUCAUUGGUGCUUUGAACUGGUGUGCCGGUGUUAAGGCUGGCACUCCUGGGCCUUUAAAACGAACUGCUGCGCAGAAUGAUGUCGUUCUCCGAAUCAUCGAACGCAGUUUGGACAUGUUGCAGCGGUUGCAAACCCCUCAGUCGGGAUGUUGGGAGUCACUCGUGCCAGACUGGGUGCCGCUUCUCGAGCGUCCGAACGGGCCCCGGAUCGGAGACCUUUGUGCUGACAAAGUGGACGUGCUUCCUUUGGCAGGGCAAUGUGAUCCGGUGUCUUGUCUGCCCAUGGAUGUGCAGGAGAUUGUGUGCAGCGAUGACAAGCUGUUCCUGGGCUCUUCGCACAAUCUUGACAACCUGGCCGUGUACGACAAUGUGCUUCAAAAUGAUCGUGCUGAGUACGUAAAAUUGGUCGUGCGGCAGCUGCGAUCCCAACAGCUUGGCUUGGUGGCAACGGCGAAAGGCGGUGGAACAGUCUUUGCAGUGGGCAAGCCUGGUGGGAAGCGCCAACGUGCAGUUUGGCACGGUCGGCGUGUCUCAGCUGCGGCACAGGCUCCGCCAAAGCCUCGCCAUUUGGCCUCCCCCUCGGCAUUGGCUUUUCUGGAGUGCCGACCUCAACACAGAGUCAGGUGCAGCAAACGCGAUGCCAGUUGCUGGUUCGACCAACUGCGGCUGCCGUGUAAGCUGCAGCGCUGGAUGGGGCGCCCGCCGGUGACACUGGACGAGCUUAGGGAUGUUGGUGGUAUGAACUUUGAAGAAGUCAGUGGUCACUUGCUCCCGGGCGAACAGUGCAACCAGUUUCUUGUGCCUGUCAGUCUGACGUGGCCAAUGGGCUUUGCGUGGAGCUCCUACGUUGCGCAAGAGUUUCUGCUUGACAUCUGCCGGGCCUCGGACCUUGAUGAGUGCAAGGUACUUUCUUGCGAGAGCUCGACGCCUGCCACCUUUGACCUGGUUUUUGCUGCGGCUACUGAUGACCUCAUGCUGUUCAGCGACGCGGGCCCAGGCGGCACGGCGGCCGCUGCACUGAAGGUGGACCAAGAGUUCACACGCCGAGGAGCCGUUCGCAACUCAGCCAAGGACGUGAAUGACGAGUUGAAUGCUACAUGUGUCGGGAUCCAGUUGGAGGAAGGUACACACCUCGGAGUUCCUCCGCCAAGGGUUCUGGCCAUGGUACUUACCGCUCUUCACUUGCAUCGGUGCCAGGUGGCUUCUCCAAAGGAGCUGCAUCAGGCGCUGGGCGUGCAGCAAUGGUUUGACUUGCUUUGUCGAUGCAAGUUAUCCGUGUAUGACCGGGUCUACAGUUUUGUCCGGGACCCACUUGACACUGUCAGAAGGAAAGUGCCGGGCCAGGUCCUUUUUGAACUGAGCGUCGGCUUGGUGCUGGGUGUUUUCUGGCGACUGGACCUUCGAAGGGAGUUUUACCCCCUCGUCUCUGCUACUGAUGCCAGUACUGAGUUUGGAUUUGCUUGCCUCCAGUACUCCAGACCUCGAUGA